UACUUCCGCAACCCAACGUUAACCGCAGGGCAUGUCAACCAGCAAGAAGAACUACAGUCAUGUUACUGCUUGUUAUCUACUGUUAGUUGCAGUAAAUGUGACAGGCGAGUCGUGGAGCACAACCAGCACAUGCAGACAGCUCCGGGAAUGAAAGGUGUGUGUCCCUAACACGAGCAGCAGUGAUGGAAGGAGACUCCCAGAGGGCGUCGUCCUCCUGGGAGAACGGGACUCUGGCUCCUGGGGAACACCUUCGCUCUGACAGGGCGGACAGCCCCCUCCCGGGCCUGGUGGAGGGAACAGAACCAGGUGCUGGUCAGAAGAGUGCGAUGUUCGUCCAUGCUCAGUCCUUCGAGGAUCUGACCGCUGAGGCUGAGGAGGAAGUUCGGAGGGAGGCCGAAAUCAACAAAUCAGGAGAUAGUGAAGAGGAGCUGAAGGUGCUGAUGGGAGAGAAGGAGCCACACAGCAGCGACAUGACGUCAGAAAGUAGGACUAAGGAGGAAGACGUGACCAGCGAGGCGUGGAGGAGCCACAGGAAACACGUGUUCGUGUUGAGCGACGCUGGAAAGCCGAUCUACACUCGCUACGGCACGGAGGAGGCUCUGUCCAGCACCAUGGGGGUGAUGAUGGCCCUGGUGUCUGUCGUUGAGGCCGAGAAGAACAUCAUCCGCUCCAUCCAAGCAGAUGGCUGUAAAAUAGUGUUCCUCACCAAGAGCCCUCUGGUGCUGGUGGGCGUGUCCCGCACCUGUCAGUCGGACAAGGAGCUGCUGCGAGAGCUGCAGUACAUCUACUACCAGAUCGUCAGCCUGCUCACCCUCACCCAGCUCAACAACAUCUUCAAGAACAAGCAGAACUACGACCUGCGCCGCCUGCUGGCCGGCUCCGAGUACCUGACGGACAACCUGCUGACCCGCCUGGAGCGAGACCCCGGCCUGCUGCUCAGCGCCGUCACCUGCCUGCCUCUGGCCAGCUCCACCCGGGACACCGUGUCCUCCAGCCUGCAGGCCGCCAAGUCCAAGAACCUGGUGUUCUCCAUCCUGCUGGCAGGGGACCGCCUGGUCACUCUGCUGAGGAAGAAGGACCAGUUCUUGCACCACAUAGACUUGCACCUGGUGUUCAACCUCGUCGGCUCCUCUUCCUCGUUUCGUGAAGGCGAGGGCUGGACGCCGAUCUGUUUGCCAAAGUUCAACACCGCAGGAUUUUUCCACGCUCACAUCUCUUACCUGGAGCCCGCGUCCGAGCUCUGCCUCAUCCUGGUCUCCACCGACCGAGAGGACUUUUUUAACAUGUCCGACUGCAAGCAGCGCUUCAUGGAGAGGCUGAGCAAGCGCAGCGCCUACCCGGCCCUGAAGGAGGCUCUGAAGUCUCCCACCUACUCUGUGGAGCAGGUGGGCAUCCCGGAGCUCAGGCACUUCCUGUACAAAUCAAAGAGCUCAGGGCUGUACACCAGUCCAGAGUUCCCUGAUGUGUAUAAGUCUGACUGUGAGCAGGAGAGGCUGAUGGGGUUGUACCAGGACCUCCACAGCAGCUUGCACCACCCGACCAGACCUCUCCGCUACGUCUACCGCUGUGGGGAUACUGAAAACCUGCUGGCGUGGGUGACGAGCGGCUUCGAGCUCUACCUCUGCUUCAGUCCUCUGGGGACGAAGGCUCUGGCCGUCACUGCUGUCACCAAACUGCUGAAGUGGAUCAGGAAGGAGGAGGAUCGCCUCUUCAUCCUGAGUCCUCUCACAUACUGAGUCCUCUUCAUCCUGAGUCCUCUCACAUCCCUAGUCCUCUCACAUCCUGAGUCCUCUCACAUCCUGAGCCUGUCUGCAGACUCACCUCCUGAAACUAAAAGCAUCACCCCUGAACAACUGCAGCUCGGUGUUAACUACUGAUUGACGGAGCAAUGCUUUUCUCCCCCUUGCUUCUUGAUUCUUUUAAUCUAACUCACAGACUCCUGAUGAUUGUGCAAUGAAAGAAAGCAAUUUUCUCUUGAUUUGUUUUAUAACUUAAAAUGUAAAAAAACACGGAUGAAAGCAGCAUCAUCAAUGACCCAAUGGUGGUGCUCAGUUCAAGUCAAGAAUAACAUUUCAAUUGAAAAACUGGAAUUCCUGUGGACCUGCGGGGGAUGUAUUGUUAUUAUAGAUAAUAGAGUUAACCACAUUCCUAUUAUGUUUUACCUUUUACGUGAUGACCAAUUACUGUAUGUCGUUUUUACCUCUAUGCACCUUCUUUAUGCAAAAGGAACUCCGAAGACAAACGUGUUUAUGAUUCUGUAAACUUUUUACUGCUGUCCUUUGUUUGCAUUGUUAUUGUCUUAUCAUGAAAUCUAAAUGUCCGUCUCUUUCAAUGACCAUGAGACAUUUUUCUUGAUUUACCAUAUUAUCACAUUUGCUAAGAACAGUAUUGUAUGAUAUGUUAUGUUCUUGUGUCUAAUCAUUAAGGUUCGCUGUAUUUCACAGGAUCCCGUUGCCACAUCCGCCUCCACUAAUCACGCCUGAACUAGAGGUUAUUGUGCAAAGCCAAUUUAAGGGUGCUGCAGAAUUACAGAUGAGUUAAAUAUGAAUAUAUAUGGCUUGUAAUAAAAAGGAGUAUGAGUCUUG
This is a messenger RNA of Gymnodraco acuticeps, 2585 nucleotides long. It is a transcript of the gene mon1a, whose product is annotated as MON1 secretory trafficking family member A. NCBI's taxonomy places the organism in Eukaryota, Metazoa, Chordata, Actinopteri, Perciformes, Bathydraconidae. Gene Ontology annotation, biological process: vesicle-mediated transport; protein targeting to vacuole. The record is from RefSeq and is a predicted model, not a curated record.